Ceratotherium simum simum (southern white rhinoceros) is the source of this 1829-nucleotide messenger RNA. RefSeq names its product ADP-ribosylation factor 2. The record is from RefSeq and is a predicted model, not a curated record. Gene Ontology annotation, molecular function: GTPase activity; GTP binding. NCBI's taxonomy places the organism in Eukaryota, Metazoa, Chordata, Mammalia, Perissodactyla, Rhinocerotidae.
CGCCAUUUUGCAGACGGGAGCCGAAAUCCUAAAGGUAGAGGUGUUGGGAGCCGUGCUCAGUUUGGGGACAGGUAACAGAAUUCAAUUACAAUGGGAAACGUUUUUGAAAAACUGUUUAAAAGUCUAUUUGGGAAAAAAGAGAUGCGAAUUCUUAUGGUGGGUUUGGAUGCAGCUGGAAAAACCACCAUCUUGUAUAAAUUGAAGCUGGGAGAGAUUGUGACUACCAUCCCUACAAUAGGUUUCAAUGUGGAGACGGUAGAAUAUAAAAACAUCAGCUUCACAGUCUGGGAUGUUGGUGGCCAGGACAAAAUCAGACCUUUGUGGCGACAUUAUUUCCAGAACACCCAAGGUCUGAUUUUUGUGGUUGACAGUAAUGAUAGAGAGCGGGUCAAUGAGGCCCGAGAAGAACUAACCAGAAUGUUAGCAGAAGAUGAGCUCAGAGAUGCAGUUUUAUUGGUGUUUGUAAAUAAACAGGAUCUUCCCAAUGCUAUGAACGCAGCAGAGAUAACAGACAAGCUCGGCUUACAUUCCCUCCGCCAGCGAAACUGGUACAUUCAGGCUACUUGUGCCACCAGUGGAGAUGGGCUUUAUGAAGGCCUGGACUGGCUCUCCAACCAGCUCAAAAACCAGAAGUGAUCGGAAGUGAUCUAUUCCCUGUGCAUCGUGGCAAAAUCAGCUGGCCUCUUCUGUGUGCAUGUGUGUGUGUGAGGAGCCAAGUGUGGGUGUGUGGCUGGGAGUGGGAGCAGCUUUCUCACACCGUGCCUUAUACAUGCUGUAAGAAAACCUGUCCUACAUUUUAAGAAAAACCAGUGUUACAUUUUAAAUGCUACCUUCUGUUUCAAUAGCUUUGAUGAUCAGUUUUGCAGUUGAUGGCGGAGUCCAGAGGGCUCACUGGUGCACGAUAGCCAGAGUGGUCUUUGUGGUGGGAACGCGGGGGAGAGUUGGCGUGUGGACUGAGUUCAUUUGUGCAGUCCUGGAUCUGGCGUCUGCACACCUGGGGUCCUGUUAGACUUUGGUGUCCUUUUGUAAAUAGGAAGGAACUGUCAUUCUUUCCCAUCACUGCCAGAGAUAGCAGCUCACUUUUCAGUGCUUUAAAGCAAACGAUCCUCAAGAAAAAAAGGCACUUGCUUACCACAGGAUGGAAGUUCAGAUUUGAACUUUUCCCUUAAAUUAUGUUCAACCUAGAUUUCCUGGUUUAACGUGCUUUAUUUAAAGGAACCAGUUAUCUUUUUCAUUAGAGUAUCAAGACUCUGUAACACUAGAAAAUUAUCCAGUCCUUCCCUUAUGCUAGUUCCUGCCCUUAUUUGCCAAAUGGAGACCAAAUUGGGUAAUAACCCAACAUGAGGCUGAGGCUCUUACUGGGGCCACACAGUCAAGCGAGGGUCAGGUUAAGGAAGCGAGGUGACGUCAUGUUUGUGUCCUACAUCACCGUCUCAGGCGUAGGCUCGUGAGACUGCUGCUCCCACUGCUCUCUCUGUGCUGAAUGCUCUGCGCUCGAAGCAGGAGGUUCGCUCCUGGGAUGGACUCAUCACCAUGUACAGUCUCUUAGGCCAACUUUUGGUUUGGGUUAGUUUCUGUUCCCAGAACCACAUGCCUGUGAGUUCUGAAAGUUUGUGAGAGAAUUAAGAAGUUGAUUUUGGGGACAAAAUUCCUGGCAACCCUUGGUAUUGCCCCCGAGUUGGUGCUCAAUUUUGCUAUGAAAAAUGUCUAGUCUAGACUGCUCUCCGUGGCACUGACUCCCUCUUCUGGAUGGCAAUAAUGUCUUCUGUGGAAAUGUGCUUUCUUUGUCUUUAAAAUAUUGAUAGAAAUGGCUUGGAAAUGAGCUCAGU